AUGCUACGCUCUGCGUUUCUAGGGGCCGCCCUUGCCAUGCUGGCACUUGGCCAGAGCUCAAAGUGCCCUGCCAAUGCCGUGUACGCCUACAAUAUUGGGUGCGACUCUUGCGACUUUCGGGCACCGGCUAAUGGUCAGAUGACUGGGGGUUGCGCCACGGCGCCCCGCUUCUCCUGCAUCUGCUCGGAGGGCUACGCCCGAGUAAAGUCGAACGGCCCAUGCAUCCCACUUGCGCAGUGCCCCGGAAAUACAAAGAAUCAGGGGAAAUGUCCGGCCAACGAGGAAUAUAUCAAGAAUGUGGGAUGUGACUCGUGCGAAAACCGGUUCCUCGUUGAUGGGAAACCACUUGGAGGGCCUUGCGCCACAGCCCCAAAGACGUCGUGCGUAUGCGUGAAAGGAUACGGUAGAAAUGACGCUGGAAAGUGCGUCGUGGUGUCCAAAUGCCCCCAGGCCACAACCACGAGCAGCAGUAACCAGACCUGCGUGCCCAACGCGACGUACAAGAUGAAUGGCGAUUGCGACUCGUGCGAGGCUCGAACCCAGAAUUUGCCUUGCAUGGCCAAGCCGAUGAUGUCGUGCGUUUGCGAUGCGGGCUACGCGAAGGCCAGCUCUUCAGGUCCUUGCGUUCCUGUGAGCCAGUGCCCGAGGAGGACCCGAAAACUCUUCGCUGCGGGUUGCGCCAUGGAGGAGGAGUUCAAGCUGAAUGCUGGCUGCGACAGCUGCGCCAAUCGACAGCCCGGAGCGAAAAAUACGGCCUGCGCCACGGCUCCGCAAUACUCCUGCGUAUGUGCUAGCGGAUACGGGCGGAACCCGGCCGGGAAAUGCGUCAAAUUGGCCCAGUGCCCCAAGGCCGCCAACCAGUGCGACGCGAACGCGACUUACAAGCAGAACGUUGGCUGCGACUCGUGUUUGGCUCGGACGCAGUUGUUGCCUUGCGCUACCGCGCCGCAGACGUCAUGUGUAUGCGACAGCGGUUACGCACGUGUCAGCCAGGGAACGCCCUGCAUUCCAGUGUCGCAAUGCCCCAAGUUAGCCAAGAAAUCGGGA
This is a messenger RNA of Mesorhabditis spiculigera, 1047 nucleotides long. Lineage: Eukaryota; Metazoa; Nematoda; Chromadorea; Rhabditida; Rhabditidae. The record is from the annotation of a GenBank genome assembly.